Prorocentrum cordatum is the source of this 611-nucleotide messenger RNA. NCBI's taxonomy places the organism in Eukaryota, Dinophyceae, Prorocentrales, Prorocentraceae. The record is from the annotation of a GenBank genome assembly.
GGCCCCGCCCCGGGCCCGCCGGCGCCGCUGCGCGGCGCUGCUCGCCGCGGCCGUGGCCGCCGCGUGCGUGGCGGCCGGGAGAGCCUGGUGCGGCGCCGCCCCCGCCGGCCGGGGCGCGGAGCGGAGGCCGCGGGUGCCCUUGCACGCGCAGGAGCCCGGCAGAGGCGCGGACAAGGACGGACACGCCGCAGGGCGUCAAGAUGACCCUCGAGGAGGAGUUCAAACGCGGCCAGUCCCUCGAGAGCGAGUUCGCCCAGGUGCUCGAGGCGCGCAGGCUGGGCAGAGACAUCCCCCGCCCCGGCGCCAUCGAGGCGAAGAGUGACCUGGAGGUGUCUCUCAAGCGCACGUGGAGGCAAGCGGCAAGCUCGUUCUCCAGGAUCGAUUUCACCGAUGGCCCCACGCUGUUCUGGAGCACGCUCAUCGGCUUGAUCGUCAUGUCCUGGUGCCUGACCCUCUUCCGCUACUGAGGGCGUGGUCGCAGGCUGGGGCCGAGGGGAGGUCCAAACUGGGGCGGGGCCUUUUCCUUUGCCGGUGCAUCCUUGUUCAUAGUCGCGCUUGCACGCUCUCUGCACGCACCCCGUUGCCAUCCCCUCUUUCUCUCUCUCUCUCUC